Molecule: messenger RNA, 4883 nt
Organism: Drosophila eugracilis
Lineage: Eukaryota; Metazoa; Arthropoda; Insecta; Diptera; Drosophilidae
Gene: rdog
Product: probable multidrug resistance-associated protein lethal(2)03659
Exons: 7
Coding region: 344-4471 (1375 amino acids)
Biological process (GO): transmembrane transport
Cellular component (GO): membrane
Molecular function (GO): ATP hydrolysis activity; ATP binding; ABC-type transporter activity
Source: RefSeq, a predicted model, not a curated record
UCUCCCAGCUCAGUAGGUUUUUUUUGUUAUUCCGUGCGGGUGCUUAUUCCGCGUAAUGUUAGUGUAAAUCCCAUAGCCCCUAGUGUUGACAAAAUUUUGAACGUUGUGCCAGACGUCUGUUAAUUAGCAUAUAGCACAAGUACCAAAUAUAUACGUAAACCAAAACCCGAGCAGAUUACAACUUAUCUCCGACGCAGUUGCCAGUUCUUUGUUACUGCUGCUGGCGCAAGAAACGGAGAGAGAACAAGAGGGAAGAGCGGAGAAAGGAGAAAGCAAACGCGGGUGAAUCAGUGCCGUAACGGUUUACUCCAAUCCCAGAAACCACAGAACCCAUCCCAAAGUUAUGAACCGCACCAGAAGGAAGGUUGUGCGCCCAAAGAAUCCAUACACCAAAGCCAAUUUCUUCUCACAAUGGAGCUUCUGGUGGAUGCGAGACCUGUUCAAGCGUGGCCUCCAGGGUCCGCUGACGGACGAGGAGCUGUAUCAGCACAGAAAGACCCUGGAUAGUGAAAGAGUGACAAACAAAUUCGCAGAGCUGUGGGACGACGAGCUGAAAAGAAGUAAUCCCAGCGUGGUGAGAAUGAUCCUAAGGGCGUACGGCAAGAUUUUCCUACCCAUGGGUCUGCUUUUCUCCAUUAGCGAAACAAUUUGCAAAUCUCUCAUGCCUUUAUUCUUGGGUGGUCUGGUUGGUUACUUUGCCACAAAUCAGACGGACAUCAGUGAGCGGACAGCAUAUCUGUAUGCUAUGGGAAUUGUGAUUUGCAUGUUGGUGCCUGUGAUAACAUUCCACCCCUUCAUCUUUUACAUCUUUCAAGUGGGCACUAAGCUGAGGCUGGCCCUCUCGGGACUGAUAUACCGCAAGUGCCUGCAGGUUUCCAAAAGCAGCAGUAACGAUGGUCUCCGAGGAAGAGCCAUUAAUAUCCUGUCCAACGAUCUCGGACGAUUUGAUGUGGCACUCUGUUUUCUACACGAUACGUGGAAGGGGCCGAUGGAGUCAAUUCUGAUCGGUUUUCUUAUGUACCGAGAAAUUGGAGUAUCGGCUGUGAUUGGCGUAUCCUUCAUGCUUAGCUUUAUCCCGCUGCAAGCGUGGGCCGCCAAGAAAGCAGCUUAUUACCGACAAAUGACGGCGGAGCGAACUGAUAUGCGCGUAAAGCUAAUGAACGAGAUCAUCCAGGGUAUCCAGGUAAUAAAGAUGUAUGCGUGGGAGAAGAGUUUCGCUCGGGUCAUCGCCGAUGUUCGCCUCAAGGAGGUAAAGGCCAUCCGUGGCACUGCCUACAUCCACGCCGCUCUCGGAUGUACCUCCAUGAUAUCGCCGCUAUCUGUGUUCCUGGCCCUGUGCUCCUACGUUUAUCUUGGUGAUCCCUUGACCGCUCAAAAGGUGUACACAGUGUCAUCCUAUUUCAACAUGCUCAACGAUUCGAUGGUGACCUUUUGGCCCAUGUCAAUUACGUUUAUUGCGGAGGCUCUUGUUUCGGCGAAACGUUGCAAGGAUUUCCUGCUGGACGGGGACAAAGCUGAGGUUCCCAUAAACAUGGAAGCCAAUCAGCAAACGGGCAAGAGCACCAAGCGCAAAAUCUCUAAAAAGGACAAACAGAAGAACGUCGAAUUGAAUGGAUCACUAUUGUCCAACGGUCAAGUACAACACAAUCGACUAAGGGAUUACGAUCCGGAGGCAACGAAAAAAUGUGUGGUUCUCAAAAGUGUAUCUGCCUCAUGGGAUGCAAGCGAUGGCCACUCCAACUGUGCUAUUGAGGACUUUAGCACGGAUAUUCAGGAUCAAACGCUAGUUGCCGUCGUUGGACCCGUGGGUGCCGGCAAGUCCAGCUUUCUACAUGUGCUGCUGGGCGAAGUGGGUAUCGAUAAGGGUGAGGCCAUGGUGCACGGCAAGAUCUCGUAUGCUUCGCAGGAAUGUUGGGUCUUUGAAGGAACCAUUCGCGAUAACAUCGUUUUUGUGGAGGAUUACAAUGAGAGGCGCUACAAAAAAGUGGUGAAGGUUUGUGGCUUGGAACGCGAUAUGGAGUUACUGCCCCAUGGAGACUUGACUGUUGUCGGAGAGCGAGGUGUGAGUCUCAGCGGUGGGCAAAAGGCCAGAGUGAGUCUAGCACGAGCAGUCUAUCGCAAAGCUGAUAUAUAUCUUCUGGAUGACCCACUUUCCGCUGUGGAUACCCACGUGGGCAAACACAUCUUCGACCGCUGUAUACGCGACUUUCUGUCUAAAAAGAUUCGUAUUUUAGUCACUCACCAAGUGCAAUAUCUGUCUGAUGUGGAACACCUGGUGCUAAUGGGUUCCGGAAAAAUUAUGGCCCAAGGCAGUUACCAGCAGCUGCAGCGUUCCCGCCAGUUUCAGUUCCUUGAGCAGACGCAGCAUGAUGAGAGUGGAAUCGACACGCACAGUAUGAGCAGCUAUCUGUCCCGCAGCGAUUCAGAGAAAAGUAUUGAGCAGCAGCACAAUCAGCUGCUUCGGCCAGACGAGGAGGUGGAGGAGCUCAACCAGGAGCAGCAAUCUGUGGGCUCCAUCAAGAUGCACGUCUACGCCUCUUACAUCAAGGCUUUGGACAGCACUUUCCUACUGGGCAUAAUAAUAUCGCUGUUUGUCUGUGCCAGGGUUAUGCUUACUGGAGUAGAUUAUUUCUUGUCCAGAUGGGUCAUUUGGGAAGAACAAAUAGCUGCUAAUAGUACUACCACCCUAUUGAACGAAAAUGAUACGAUGCCCCAAAAUGAUACUCUGCCACUAAAUUCGACGGACCCUUCUAUUGCGCCUCUAUUAGCGGGAGACCUUCAGGCCAGCAUUCGACAGGAGCUAGUUCUUUUCUAUGCCACUAUACUUGGCGCCACUCUAAUUGUCUACCUUAUCCGCACCUUCGGGUUCUUCAAAAUGUGCUUGCGCAUUUCACUACAUCUGCAUGAUAGACUCUUCCGGGGAAUCACCAGAGCCAGCAUGUACUUCUUCAACACGAACUCUUCCGGCAGAAUUCUAAAUCGCUUCUCGAAGGAUAUCCGAACAGUGGACACAGAUCUGCCACACACGCUGCUUGAUUGCCUGGCCUUCAUAAUUGACGUAUCUGGCGUAGUCAUCAUCGUUGCCAUUGCUAACUAUUGGCUACUGGUUCCAGCUGCUAUCAUUGGUGUAAUUCUGGGCAUGAUACGAUACCUUUAUGUGAAUACUAGUCGAAGUGUCAAGCGGUUGGAGUCCAUAUCUCGCAGUCCCGUUUUCUCGCUGACGAAUCAAACCUUCCAGGGCCUUACCACCAUACGCGCUUUGCAGGGCCAAAGCGCCCUGGAGCAGGAGUUCCAUGAGUACCAGAACACCAAUACAUCCGCCUGGUUUCUUUUUCUCUCCUGCACGAGAGCUUUUGCUCUGUGGUCGGAUAUGCUAUGUAUUGUAUACAUGACAGCAGUGACCUUUAGUUUCCUGUUGCUAAAGAAUGAGUUUGAUAGUGGCGAUGUGGGAUUAGCCAUUCUGCACUCCACCACGAUGACGGGUAUGUGUCAGUGGGGUAUGAGACAGACGGCUGAAUUGGAGAAUCAGAUGACCAGUGUGGAGAGGGUGCUGGAGUACACGGAGCAGCCCUCGGAAGCGCCGCUAGAGACGCAAGAAAAGUUUAAACCAAAGACAGAGUGGCCAAGCAAGGGACGAAUCGAGUUCAUCAACUUUAAACUGCGCUAUUCACCCCAGGAAGCACCUGUGCUAAGGGACCUAAACUUCACCAUUGAGUCGCGCGAGAAGGUUGGCAUUGUUGGCCGCACUGGUGCCGGAAAGUCGUCUAUCAUCCAGUCCAUCUUCCGUUUGGCCUGCAACGAGGGCAUGAUCCGCAUCGAUGAUGUGGAUAUUGAGCAUAUAGGAUUGCACGAUCUGCGCAGUCAAGUAUCAAUCAUUCCUCAAGACCCAGUUCUAUUUUCUGGAACAUUGCGCUACAAUUUGGAUCCAAUGGAUGAGCGUUCGGAUGAGGAGAUGUGGAAGGCACUGGGCGACGUAGAGCUGCGUUCCUAUGUAUCUACUUUAAUUGGUGGACUCAAUUGUCGAAUGUACGAUGGCGGAUCCAACUUUAGCGUAGGCCAAAGGCAGUUGGUGUGUCUGGCGAGAGCCAUUCUGAGACACAAUAAGAUACUUAUAAUGGAUGAGGCCACUGCCAAUGUUGAUCCAGAAACCGACAAGCUUAUUCAGCAGACCAUCCGCUCCAAGUUCGCGCAUUGCACUGUUUUGACAAUAGCCCAUCGAUUGCACACUGUAAUGGACAGUGACCGGGUUCUGGUUAUGGAUGCCGGCGAGGUCAAAGAGCUGGGACAUCCCUACGAGCUGCUGCAGAGGUCUGGGGGUUACCUUCGUAAACUGGUCGACAAUACGGGCGCAUCCACUGCCUUCGCACUGCAACAGGCGGCCGAACUGAGCUAUAGCAAACAGGUCCUGGGAGAUGAUACAGCGGCCCAGGAUCUUAAUAUCACACUGGCAAUGGAUGAGAAGGCCCAGUGACCGAAACGCACACUCACCUACUUGUAGAUUUGCUUAAGGGUUAGAUCAUAAGAACUAAAAGUAUUAUGUACAUAGCACAGUUGUACUUAAAGCUAACGAAUUACCUAUUGCCUUGUACUUACGGAAUAUUUGUAAGUUUGUUUAUCGCCACGAAUUUAUGUAUGUAUAUGUUCCAUAGUUUACAAAGUACUGUAUAUGUACGUUCUAUGUUUUGUACGUCAUGUGUUCAAUUGGCAAACCUAUCGAAAGCAAUUUGCAAACGCCGUGCACAAAUCAGAGCAAGUUCAAUCAAACGAAGACAAAUAGUUUAUUUAGGUACUUUUUUAAAAUAUGUAGCUAAUGUAGGAUUACAAAAUCGUACUUAUAGAUACGUACAAUCUCAAUAAAGUGCCUGAGAAUUAUAACUUACAAA